GUCAACGUUUCGUGAUCCUUGAGAUCUAUUAGCAAUAUUUCAAACAAAGAUUCGUAGCAUCCAGUUUCAAAGAGCUCUUUCUGAAGAAAUUUCAAGAGAUUAAUGAAGAUCACCACCGGGGUAAGAGAACGUCUCGUGUAUGAUCGAUACGUGGAAUUGAAAGCCUUCGAUGAAACAAAAGCUGGUGUCAAAGGCAUAGUUGAUGCUGGGAUUGAAAAGAUUCCAAGGAUGUUCAUCCGCCCACAAGAUGAUCUCAACGGAGAGUUAGCAGUUCAUACCGAACAUGGAUGUAGUAGCUUUGAAACUCCAAUGAUAGACCUCCAAGGCGUGAAGGACAACCCUGAACGACGAGAAGAAAUCGUUCAUGAGAUCCAACUUGCGUCGGAGACUUUGGGCUUCUUUCAAUUGGUGAAUCACGGAGUCCCAGUAAGUGUUAUGUCAGAGAUUAUUGAUGGGGUUAAACGAUUUCAUGAGCAAGAUACAGAGAUAAAGAAACAGCUUCACUCGAAUGGGAUCGCCAAUGCAGUUAACUUUAAUAGCAAUUUCGAUCUUUAUGUAUCGAAAUUUGCUAACUGGAGGGACACACUUAAAUGUAAUUUGUUAUCUCCUGACCCUCUAGAUCCACGAGAAUUGCCAGAUACUUGCAGAGAUAUAGUGGUUGAGUAUUGGAAGCAUAUUAUGGAAUUGUCAAAUACUCUUACUGAAUUGUUGUCUGAAGCUCUGGGUUUGCAACAACACCACGUAAGGAACUUGGACUGUAGUGAAUGUUUAUCGAUGAACGGUCAUUAUUAUCCGGCAUGUCCGGAACCAGAACUAACAUUAGGUACAAGCAAGCAUUCAGACCCAAGUUUGUUCACUAUUCUUCUUCAAGAUGAAAUUGGCGGCCUUCAGUUUUUGCAUCAAAAUCAUUGGGCUAGUGUCAAGCCCAUCCCUGGUACUUUUAUUGUAAAUAUUGGCGACAUUCUUCAGCUUAUUAGCAAUGGCAAGUUUAAAAGUGUGGAACAUAGAGUACUUGCCAAUCAUGUCGGACCAAGAGUAUCAGUGGCAUGCUUCGUUAGACCAAGUAUGAAUAGAUCCACAAAGCUUUAUGGUCCUAUAGACGAGCUACUUUCUGAAGGCAAUCCUCCUGUUUACAGGGAGAUUACAUUUAAGGAGUAUGCCAGUUAUAGCCAUUCUAAAGGACUGAACGGCGAUUCUGCCUUAAACUACUUCAGGUCUUCAAGUUAUGAAGUUAAUACCGGUUGAUAGCAUCAUCCAUGGCCCAUAGCGGGAGCACCUAAAUAUUUCUUUUUUCGAUUUGAUUUCCUGUAACAGUUUAGUCUGAUGGAAUUAUGGUUUUACCACGACAUACAUUCUCUUACUUUUUUCCAUACUGUGAAA
This is a messenger RNA of Papaver somniferum (opium poppy), 1380 nucleotides long. RefSeq names its product 1-aminocyclopropane-1-carboxylate oxidase homolog 1-like. Bases 103 to 1245 code for a protein of 380 amino acids. The record is from RefSeq and is a predicted model, not a curated record. The transcript has 3 exons. NCBI's taxonomy places the organism in Eukaryota, Viridiplantae, Streptophyta, Magnoliopsida, Ranunculales, Papaveraceae.